Molecule: messenger RNA, 544 nt
Organism: Manduca sexta (tobacco hornworm)
Lineage: Eukaryota; Metazoa; Arthropoda; Insecta; Lepidoptera; Sphingidae
Gene: nau
Product: transcription factor SUM-1
Exons: 4
Coding region: 17-544 (175 amino acids)
Biological process (GO): muscle organ development; positive regulation of myoblast differentiation; regulation of transcription by RNA polymerase II
Molecular function (GO): RNA polymerase II cis-regulatory region sequence-specific DNA binding; protein dimerization activity; DNA-binding transcription factor activity, RNA polymerase II-specific
Source: RefSeq, a predicted model, not a curated record
GAGGCACGCUCGUAGAAUGAGUAACAGCGCCAUCUCGUAUAGUGGUACGGAACUACGUGAUGAGUGUUUUGUGAAGGAAGGGCGGGAAGAGCAUGUGCAGCAUGUUUUGGGGCCUAGCAGGCGCUGCCUUGCCUGGGCCUGUAAGGCUUGUAAGAGAAAAACAGCGGCCGUCGAUCGGAGAAAGGCUGCGACGCUCCGGGAGCGACGGCGGUUGAGGAAAGUAAACGCAGCAUUCGAAGAGCUAAGAAUACGAGCGCGGGCUGGUAGCGGUCGAUUACCGAAGCUGGAGAUCUUGAGAGCAGCUAUACAGCACAUAGAAAGGCUACAAGCCGCGCUGAGAGCUGCUGCAGCGUUAGAAACAGAAAAUUGCAAAAGUUACCUGGAGACGCCAGUGACGAGCGCGCGCACACAACACGACGCAAAGGAAAUCAAAACGGAAGACGAGAAACCUUUCUUAAAUAAUGAGAGCAGCGUGUGUGGAGGAAACAGUCUGGCUCGCCUUAGAUGUAUAGUACAAGCCUUAUCCAAAGACAUCGUACAAUGA